Tympanuchus pallidicinctus (lesser prairie-chicken) is the source of this 1281-nucleotide messenger RNA. RefSeq names its product glutaredoxin 3 (gene GLRX3). Lineage: Eukaryota; Metazoa; Chordata; Aves; Galliformes; Phasianidae. The record is from RefSeq and is a predicted model, not a curated record. The transcript is spliced from 11 exons. Bases 71 to 1057 code for a protein of 328 amino acids.
CCCCGUCUGCGCCUGCGCGGCCGUCGCUCCCACGUGACCCCGCGCCGCUCCUCCUUCCUGCGGCGCGGCCAUGGCGGCGGGGGAGGUGGUGACGGCGGGAUCCGCAGAGGAGUUCCAGCGGCUGCUGCAGCAGAAGGAGCGAGCACUUGUAGUUGUCCACUUCUGGGCACCAUGGGCUCCCCAGUGUGCACAGAUGAAUGAGGUUAUGGCCACUCUGGCGAAGGAACACACGCAGGUUACGUUUGUGCAGCUGGAAGCUGAAGCUGUGCCUGAAGUGUCUGAGAAAUACGAAAUUAGUUCUGUUCCAACGUUCUUAUUCUUUAAGAACUCCCAGAAAGUUGACAGAUUAGAUGGUGCUCAUGCCCCAGAGCUGACCAAAAAAGUCCAGCGCCAUGCGUCCAGCGCUUCUGUUCCUGCUGGCUCUAAUGACAGUGCAAAAGAAGAUCUUAAUGUUCGUCUGAAGAAACUCAUCAAUGCUGCCCCUUGCAUGCUGUUUAUGAAAGGGUCUCCAAAAGAACCUCGCUGUGGUUUCAGCAAACAGAUGGUGGAGAUACUGAACAAACAUGGUAUUUCAUUUAGCAGUUUUGAUAUUUUUUCUGAUGAAGAAGUUCGUCAGGGGCUGAAAACAUACUCUAAUUGGCCAACUUAUCCACAGUUGUAUGUAGCUGGAGAGCUAAUAGGUGGACUUGAUAUUAUCAAGGAACUUGAGGCUUCUGGAGAACUGGACACAGUCUGUCCCAAGGCACAGAAGUUAGAGGACAGGCUUAAAAGCUUGAUAAACAAAGCUCCUGUAAUGCUUUUUAUGAAGGGAAACAAACAGUCUGCAAAAUGUGGAUUCAGCAAGCAAAUUAUAGAAAUCAUAAACAAUACUGGUGUUGAUUAUGAGACAUUUGACAUACUGGAGGACGAAGAGGUGCGGCAAGGACUGAAAACCUAUUCAAACUGGCCAACAUAUCCUCAGCUGUACGUGAAAGGUGAACUCGUUGGAGGGUUGGAUAUCGUUAAGGAACUAAAAGAAAGCGGCGAGUUGUUGCCUAUUCUGAAGGGAGAAAAUUAAUGUCCAAGGUCAGCAGUGGGAACUGAAGUUCUUUGAACAAUUACUCAUUGGUAGAUUAUGCUGGAGCAAUAUAAUGUGACUUAACCCUGUGGAACCAAUCAGAAGUAAAUAAAGGCUUCUUAUGUACUCUGUCACAAGACCCUGCUGCAUCUGAAAGUGUGUUUCCAAUGAAGAUAGAAACGUGUCAAGAUCUUCAAAUUCAAUUAAAACAUAAUGCUAGAGGA